AUGGAUUAUAAACCGCGUGUUGCAAUUAUUGGCGCUGGCGUUACUGGUUUGACUGCCAUUAAGCAAUGUUUAGUUGCUGAAUUGGAACCUGUCUGCUUCGAACAGACCGCUCAUACCGGCGGAUUAUGGAGAUACACUGAAGUCACCGAGGAAAAUCAAAAUCCCCAAUCUUCUGUGUAUCGUAGUAUCAUUGUCAAUACAAGUAAAGAACAUAUGACAUUUUCUGAUUUUCCAAUUCCGGAAGAUUGGCCAACAUUUCUUCCGCACUAUAAAGUGGCAGAAUACUACGACUCGUAUGCGGAUAAUUUCAAGCUAUGGCCGCAUAUCAGAUUUAACACAACCGUAUUGAACGCGUCCAUGAUCCCAGAGACAAAGAAAUGGAAAAUUGUAUCGGUUGAAAAAGGUGGAGAAAAGCAAGAAGAAGAGUUUGACUAUGUAAUGGUAUGUAGUGGCCAUCACAACGUUCCUCGAUUGCCAAAUUACCAGGGAAUGAAGAAAUUCCCUGGUAAACAGAUACAUGCUCACUUUUACAGAGAUCCAUUUUCCUACAUCGGCAAACGCGUUGUUGUUGUUGGAGUCGGUAACAGUGGCAUGGAUAUAGCUGUAGAAUUAUCUCACCAUGCAUCACAAGUCUACGUAGUCUCUCGCAGAGGCAGACUUCCCUGGAUCCUGCCUCGCAGAGGCCUCUUCGGGCGACCACUGGAUCACAGUAUCUCGCGCUUCUCCGGCAUGCUUCCUGACUUUGUCCGAAACUUUACUGUACGUCUAGUUAUCUCGCUUACCACUGGUCUACCCCCCAAGAACCUCCGUCCGUUAUAUCCAUUUUCUGCUGCUCAGCCAUCAGUAAAGUCUGAUUUUCUUGAGCGACUCUCUACUGGGACUAUUGUAAUAAAACCUGAUAUAUCGUCGUUAGCGAGUGAUGGAUCCGUGUCGUUUGUUGACAACACAAUCGCUGACAACAUUGACGCUAUUGUUUAUUGUACUGGAUACAACUACGAAGUACGCUUUUUGGAUAAGGAAAUCCUCAAUGGAGGAGAUAUUGUCAGAGAGAGCUUUGCUGAAGGAGAAUAUAGGGAGAAUAUCAUUUGGCUGGAUAGAUUUAUGUUUCCUCCAAGGUGUAGUAAUAUUGCAUUUUUGGGAUUUAUGCAACAGAUUGGAGCGAUUAUGCCAUUGUGUGAACUCCAAGCUCGCUAUGUAACAGCAUUGAUCAAAGGCGAGGUCCCGCCUCUGCCAUCACCCGAGGAAAUGGACAAGCGUAUCAUAACUUACCAUGCCCGAAAUCGUAAACAGUUCUAUGAAGCGGCCAGACACACUACGACGGUUGUAAUGAUGCCGUAUGCCGAUAUAAUUGCAAAGGAUAUUGGAUGUUAUCCAACAUUAACGAAAGUAUUACGGAAACAUGGAUUUGGGAUUUGGAAGAGGGUGUUAUUUGGCGUUCCUACUCCUAUGCAA
Messenger RNA from Paraglomus brasilianum, 1452 nucleotides. Lineage: Eukaryota; Fungi; Glomeromycota; Glomeromycetes; Paraglomerales; Paraglomeraceae. The record is from the annotation of a GenBank genome assembly.